Dichomitus squalens LYAD-421 SS1 is the source of this 609-nucleotide messenger RNA. RefSeq lists its product as uncharacterized. Bases 1 to 609 code for a protein of 202 amino acids. The transcript is spliced from 2 exons. Lineage: Eukaryota; Fungi; Basidiomycota; Agaricomycetes; Polyporales; Polyporaceae. The record is from RefSeq and is a predicted model, not a curated record.
AUGCAGCUCCUGCAGGGACGUUCGAAUGAAACCUUGCCUCCUCGUUCGCGGCGUGCGAGAUUUGCGAGACUUCUGCGACGUCUUGCCUGCAUAGCUCACAGGAAGUCCGUUGCUGAGGUCACUGAUGUAACGACACAGACGACGUCUUGCCCUGCGACAGCUGGUACUAUUGUCUCUCCAGUAGCGGCCGGAGUGAGAGGGACAUCCGUUGUCGAGACAGUGAUGUGCCCACCGGUUAUGGCAUGCGAUCCCGUUCUACCUAUCCCACAGUCGUCCAUCCCACGGUCCCAGUCACGGCGCGCUUCUCCCCGUUUGUCUGGCACUGCCAUACAUAUCAAAGAGUUCGACGCCUGUUCUCUCAUCAACGCGAUCCGUCGUGUGGAUCGAAGGCUGGCGUCCCAGAGCCUGACGCGGCAUCCGUCCCGAUUCGUGCGGGGGACGAAGAAACGGUGGUCCCCUGCGUCCAGCAAGGCGUCCUAUGCCCACCCUUCGCGCACGCAGCGUGGCUCGCUGCUCUCUACAGAGCACACGGUAACUCUAUCACCCACGCAAGGCCCUGGUGUCGAUUGUGACAGCGAUUGGUCGGAAGAUACGAUGUGCGAGGCGUAA